Molecule: messenger RNA, 3809 nt
Organism: Cololabis saira (Pacific saury)
Lineage: Eukaryota; Metazoa; Chordata; Actinopteri; Beloniformes; Belonidae
Exons: 17
Coding region: 115-2871 (918 amino acids)
Molecular function (GO): protein binding
Source: RefSeq, a predicted model, not a curated record
AGGAUCUGCCGUGUAGCCACCAAAGCUACACUCCCAACACAAGCGAGGCGUGAACUAAGUUCACGAUUACUGUCAUCUACUAUCAUUUCUCUGCUGUAAAUCUGAGACAACGGUAUGAGUGCUGCUGACUCUCCGACUAUUGGGGACUUAUACCUCACCCUCAGUGAAAUGGGUUUCACUGAAGAGCAGAUUCAGGCGGCUGUGCAGUCAGGGCACUUUUCUGUGACAGAGGCAGCUGAAUGGCUUUUACAGGGUCAGUAUCCUCGGCACAGGUUGGUCAAAAAGUCACCGCAGCCGACUGAGACGGCUUUUUCUGCUUUCAACCCUCCCAAAGAAGGAGCGAGCACCUCCACGUCACACACACCUCCCCCUGAGAGCAGCGCCAGUCCAUCACUGGUCCUGAAACAACCAUGCACCGAGCCCUCCCCUCCACCUCCAAUUGAGUCACGGAUCAAACAAGACAAGAGCGACUUUGAAGAGAAAGAAAGACAACGUGUUGCUCAGGAAGCCAGGGAGGAAAGAAGACAAAAGAAACAGGAGCGUGAUAUGGUGUUAAAGAGGAUAGCUGAGGAUCGAAAGAGUUUGCAACGAAAGGUCCAGUCCAGUUCUGCUGCAGAGCAGUCUCCUGCCUCUGGUCAAGGGCAGAAACUUGGAGGAAAGAUUCAAACAAAUGUAGAUGACAACUGCAUCCUCAUGAUUCGGCUGCCCUCCGGUGAGUCCAUGCGCGAACGGUUCUCAGCUGAUGCCCCGCUACGCAGCGUUGUGGAGCACAUCACCGGGCGUCAUCCCUCCCUACCCUCCUUUUCUCUCCUUCAGGGUUUCCCACGAAAACGCUUCGGAGAGGCAGAGCUUGCGUGCUCAUUGCGCUCUCUGGGCCUCACACCUAAUGCAGCAUUGUGUAUACAGACCACUCCUCAAGAGAUGACUCAAGAUCCGCCAAGUCCAGCAGAUCCCGCAUCAGCAAGUCAGAAUGAACCACCUGUGUGUGUUUUGCCUCCUCAACCACAAAUACCUGAUCUGGAGGCGUCAGGAGGGCAGGAUGCCGUUCUACCACCUCUGCUCCCCAACCAAGUGUGGGAAGAGGCUGUGAAUUACGCAGGAAUACCUGGAGCUGGUCCUUCACUGACUGGACCUUCUCACUUUUGGGGGCCGGGACAAAGACUGGUUCGUGGCAAUGCUGAGGAUCCUGGCUUAGAAGUUGAAGAGCAACAAGAACCGGAGGGAGAACUGCCACAGAUGCUAAACGGAAUCCCCAGGCUGCCUUUCUUUCCAGAAAACAGGAUUCGAGAAGGAUUUGAGCCCCGACACCACUGGCCCGAGCAAGGCAAUCGACUCAGGGAUGCUCCGGAGGAGAAUCCAGCAGAUGUUGAGGAGGCAGGAGGCCCGGUGGCCCCUGGAGCAGCAGGACUGGCCGCAGUGGAACGUCUUCAGAGAGCCGUGCUGCAGGACGAUCGCAGCGCCUCCCAGGGACAACCCUCCCCACCUAAACGACCCUUCCGGACACCCAACGUGCCAUCCUUAUGUGCCUUGUCCACCCGUGCAGCUGUGCAUCUCAUGACUGCUCCUAGCAUGCAGUACAGCAGCAGUUUGGCCUGCCUGACUCCCGAGCUGGCGGAGCUUCUGCUCAACCACAUGGCCCACGAGAGGCUGCUGCGUCCACGCACCCUGGAGCUCUUCUUUGGCUGCCCGUUGCAGAAGUUUGUCCUCAACUGUUAUCCUUACUCCACCAAUGAGCUCCUGCGGCAGUUGCGUGCCUUCCCAGGACUGAAGCAUCUGAGUCUAGUCAACUCGCCUCUCAUUACAGACUCUGGUCUAGCAGUGCUGUCCAGCCUGGUUAAACUCCAGUAUCUCAACCUGGCCUCCUGUAGCAAACUGACUGACUCCUGUCUGCAGCAUAUCACAGGUUUGAAGAGCCUGCAUUUCCUCUCGCUGGAUCAGACCAAAGUGACGGAUGCUGGGAUGGUGCCGUACCUGCAGUCGGCUCCCCCCUGCCUCUCUCAGCUCAGCCUGAACCAGACGGCGGUGACCGAGGCCACACUGGCAGUGCUCCCCAGCUGCGUGCCACAGCUGCGACUUCUCAGCAUCAAGCAGACUAAGGUUAAUGAUGUGACGGCCCUGGCGGAAAUGUCCAGUCUGCAGACUCUGAAUCUGGAUCGGACAGGUGUGACGGAGAGUUCUCUGGAGAAAAUCGCUACUCACCCUGCUCUGUCCACUCUCAGUUUGGCGGGAAUACCUGUGACAGAUGGCAACCGUACCCUACAGAUUAUCUCAGGUCUAAAGUUGAGUCAUCUCACCCUCCCCGGACGCCACACUGUGACAGACAGCGGGCUGUUGUUCCUGUGUCGGCUGUCGCUGCUGUCAGAGCUGGACCUGACGGACUACACACACGUCACGGACCAGGGAGUCAGCCAGAUCUCCACCAUGACCAGGCUUAAGAAGCUGUCACUGAGCAACACUCAAGUGACGGAUGCAGGGCUCCCUUCUCUGCAUGGCCUGCAAGACCUGCAGGAGUUAUGUUUGGACCGGACGGCAGUCACCAGUCAAGGAGUGGCCCAACUGAUCACCUGUCUGCCGCACCUGCAGGUGUUGGGACUAGCCAGCACUCGGGUGGGAGACACAGUAGUGAGGAAGGGUCUGGUGAGCUGCCAUCAGCUUGUUAAACUCAAUCUCAGCCGCACACGGAUCACAGACAACGGCCUGAAGUACUUGAAAGACAUGCCUCUUGCUCAAAUAAACCUGGAUGGGACUGGAGUGAGUUUGAUGGGCAUUGCAAAUCUCCUGACUUCGACCAACAUUAGCAGCAUCCGGGCUAGUAAUACUCAUACCAUUCCACUUGACGAGGUCUCCGACGAGGAGUGGGAAGCUCAGUGAGCAUCGACACCCGUUUGGGGCGCAUGAACUCUCGACUGCUGCUGUGCUUUUAGCCCCUGGAACAUGCUGCCACCCAAUUAACCUGGAAACAUCAGUGUAACACUCCUACUUGCAGUUUCAAAUGCAGCUAGUGCCACUAAUCUGACAAUCACGCAUGCUAAGUUAGAACCUUAAGCGGGAGCUUUGUGUUUAAAGAACUACAAUGUUUACAUCCAGCUUAGAGAAUUUCUCAGUAUUUUCUUGCAUAAACUGCAGUCUAAUGUUCACCUUCAAUGUUUAAUGUAUUAUUUGAACACCUAGUUUUUCAAAUAACUGGCCCAUUAUCUUCUGGCACUAAUACAAGAACAAUACUGAAAGAUACCAAAAGAUCUAGGAAAGUAUGAAAAUGAAUAUUAACAUGUGGCAUUUGAAGACUGUUCUAGUAAUCACUGCUACCUGCAUUUGAAAUACAUCUUUGCAAUUGUGAGUCAUUGGCUUUGAUAUUAGAAUCAGUGCAUGUAGUUAACACUCCUGCGGGUUCAUUAAGUGUCAAGCUGGAGGCUGAUCUUUACUUGAUUUGAGGCAGAGAUCUGCACUUUGCUUUUGUGACGUUAGGCAAACACUGAUUAAGUGUUUCAGUUUGAACAGCUAGUAGCUGCUAGUUUUUCAUUUCAACCUUGAGCGGUGAUGUACUCCCAUCAAGUUUUGUCAAGUGACAAUGCCUUUUUUUGGGGAGGGCAGUAGAGCCAUUUUCAGCCAGUCUGGGUGAGUGACGGUGUCGUGGCUACAAACGUAUCUAUGCAGCCACAGGGUGCAGGAGACAGAACCCAAAGAAACUUCUUUGAAUCACUUCAGCAUUUUUCCUUGUUUACAGAGCUGUAUAGUUUAUUUUCCCUAAAAGCUUUUAACUUUUGGAUACAGACACCAUGCUCGCAAAAGUUAAUAAAAGUUCAAUUUAA